Messenger RNA from Amoebophrya sp. A25, 1250 nucleotides. Lineage: Eukaryota; Dinophyceae; Syndiniales; Amoebophryaceae. The record is from the annotation of a GenBank genome assembly.
AGUAACUUCUCGGAGAUGAUUAGCAGACCUUCUCCUUCUUCGAGCAGUGUCGUUGCAAAUAACACAGUAGAGGUGCUGCGUCCUCGUUCUACCUCUGCCCAAGCUGUGUCUUCCUCUCCUAGCACUAGCAGUCCAUCGACACGGCGGCCACGACAGCCUAGUGGUGCGCUUGUGGGAUCUUCUCCUGUGCCGAACGACGAAUCAUCUCCGAAGAUGUCCUCGCAGCAUUCGUCAAGAAGCCCUGCUACUGAACGCCAUAGUCGCAAGAUGCGUGGAGCUGCUGGUAUGUCCAGCGAGCUAGUGGACCAAACUGAAACUCAUCUUCGCCAUAAUGCUCUUCCAGGAGCUCAUCUGUUCUACGAUGAGACUGUAGGUUCGCCUUCGUCCGCGCCAGGGGCAACCUCUGGGGCUACCUCUUCCACUUCUGCCAACAACAACGGCAAGCAGAGUACUAACCCUUUCGUUUCUAAGAAGUACAAUGUCCUUCCGAAAGACGACUUACCAGCUGUCCGAGUCGUCGAUAAGAAGACCCAAUGGCUGCCACUAUUCGCAAGUACGGAAUUUCACUACCGCAAAGGUCAGAGAAUUGGGGAAGUGAGGUCGCUGAUCCGAAGAAUCGCAGAAGCACAAUGGAGCGACGACGGCGAAGGGAUUAGCUGUUCCACGAUCCCACGCAUCCGCAUUGACGAGGACGAACUGCUGUUCGUUCAUGACCCGGUUUUUGAUGCUGGACUACGAAGUGCGGAUUACCAAGAAGCCCUCAUGCAUGCGACAGCCCUUGCGCACACGCAUAUGGUGGAAAUCUCUAGAGCUGGCAGUCUCGGAAGUGGAUCUGGAUCAUCUGGAUCUAGGAGUGCUGACCAAACCCUGAAUAACUAUCCAACGUCGCUGUUCGGAUUUGCUAAAGGGGUAGCGGCAAGCUCUGCGAAAGACGAGUCAACAUCUUCAAAGUCAUCGACACGACAAUCGACUUCAUCUAAAAGUACUAGAGCGUCGACACGUAGUCUAGCCAGUGAUGCAGCUUCAAAGGGUAGCUCUUCUGGGGGAAAUGGAGCUGAUGGGAGUGGAACAAAUGGUGGCGCUGUUGCGCAGCAUCAGGGCGCUCAGCACCAAGGUGCCCAGCUGCAUCAGGGCGCUCAGCACCAUCAGGGACAACAACACCAUCACGGUGGUGCACCGCAUCACAAUCAAAUGCACAAAGAAGGUUCCCACUCGCAGCCCGCUCCUCCAGCUUCCAAACCCGGUCCCGG